Molecule: messenger RNA, 3543 nt
Organism: Drosophila serrata
Lineage: Eukaryota; Metazoa; Arthropoda; Insecta; Diptera; Drosophilidae
Gene: Dlic
Product: dynein light intermediate chain
Biological process (GO): microtubule cytoskeleton organization; microtubule-based movement
Cellular component (GO): cytoplasmic dynein complex; centrosome
Molecular function (GO): dynein heavy chain binding
Source: RefSeq, a predicted model, not a curated record
CCACCGGCGGUGCGAAUCGCGUGUGUACACACUGUGCCUGAUUCGUCGUACAAAUAACUCAUUUCAUAGCGAAAAACUCAUUAUUCGUGUGCCUCAACAACGUCUGUACAUAUUUUUUGUUAUUUUUUUUUGCUGAGAUCGAAAACAUUAGCGAAGAGACGUGCGUGGAAUACGUUGGGCCGCGAGUUUUCACCGGAGAGCGACGAGCGUGAAAAACUGCCCCCCCACAUCCCCAAUUGGAAUUGGACCAGGAAGCGACCGUUCCAAUAGGAGCAGCCCGACGCAGCAGUAGCAACAACAACGCCAUGGCUCUGGACAGUGGGACGCAGACAAAUGCGCUGACCUCAUCGUUUACCAAUAAGAAGAAGGAUGCCGCCGCGGAAAAGGAAAACCUAUGGUCAGCGAUACUGAAUGAAGUACAAACACAGGGCAGCACAAAACUUCCAUCAAACAAAUCUGUACUAGUAUUAGGCGACAAUGCCACCGGAAAGACGACACUCAUUGCCAAGCUCCAGGGCGUCGAGGAUCCGAAGAAGGGCUCUGGCCUGGAGUAUGCCUACAUCGAUGUCAAGGACGAGUACAGAGACGACAUGACGCGUUUGGGCGUUUGGGUCCUGGACGGCGAUCCAGGACACACAAACCUGCUGCACUAUGCGCUCAACGAAACGAACUAUGCACACACACUCGUCAUCCUCACCGUCUCGAUGACGCAGCCGUGGGGCUGGCUGGAGCAGCUUAACCAUUGGAUCAAAGUCCUUGGGCAGCACAUUGAGGGCCUGCAGCUGGACGCCAAAGAGAAGGAGGCGGCCCGCCAGCGCCUGACCACCACGUGGCAGAGCUACUGCGAGGUGGGUGAUGAUCUCGAUCCGGGCUCGCCGGUUAAACGGACGAUGCGUAACAAUUCGAUCGAUGAGGACGACCUGCUGCCGCUGACGGAGGACGCACUAAUUACAAAUCUGGGCCUCGACAUUGUCGUGGUGGUCACAAAGACGGACUACAUGACAACGCUGGAGAAGGAGUAUGAGUAUCGCGAUGAGCACUUUGACUUUAUCCAGCAAUGGAUACGUAACUUUUGCCUGCGGCACGGUACCUCGCUUUUCUACACGAGCGUCAAAGAAGACAAAAACUGUGAUCUCCUCUACAAAUAUCUGACGCAUCGAAUUUACGGCCUGCCAUUCCGUACGCCAGCGCUAGUCGUUGAAAAGGAUGCGGUACUCAUUCCGGCUGGCUGGGAUAGCUUGAAGAAGAUUAGUAUUCUGUAUGAAAAUAUGCAUGGAGUCAAGGCCGAGAAUCCCUACACAGACAUAAUCAAGGCACCGCCAACACGAAAGGCGGUAUCCAAUCGCGAGGCGGAAGUGCAGACGGAGGACGAACAGGCCUUCUUGGCCCGCCAGCAGGAGAUCCUUAAGCAGGGCGAUCAGGUGCGCGGAGAGUCACCGCUGCGAUCGCAGGGCGGCGGCGUUGGCAGCAACAAGAGCGGACCAAGGACACCCGGCAGCACCACCGGACAGAGCUCGCCCAAAAAGAUCGAUCCCAAGCUGACGCCAGCCACUCCUGGUGGCGAGGGAGUUCUGGCCAACUUCUUCAACUCGCUGCUGCAAAAGUCUGGCGGCCCUGGUGGCGCCGGUCCGGGCGGACCCGGCAGUCCUGCCGGAGCUGGGCGUACAGCCAACGGCACCGACGCCAUGAUGACGCCCGAAAAGCUAGCCGUGCGCACUGAUGCGGCCGCCGAGCUGGAUCGAUUGUCGCGGAGCGUAAAGAAGGAGAUCGAUCUGUCGCAGAGCGAGUGUUGAGCAGCACAAGGCCUGCUGCAAGCCACCACCACCACCAUCAGCAUCAGAACCAGAACAACAUAAACAAAGAAAAUAAUAAUUAUGUAAGCAUAGAGUGAAAGGCGGAGACUCGUUGAAGACAGUCUUAAAUGCAGCCGCUCUUAGAUCAUUCAAUGGUCUGCUAGUUGUUGCAGGGUUUUGAUCACAGUUUUCCGGGAAAAGUAGUAUUCAAAAGUUAACCCUUUAAUAGAAAGAACACUCAAGUUGUUUAAGUAAAUGUUUUACGAGUUUAAAUAAAAUUAUAAAUAUUAAUAAAUGAGCUGACAAAGUAUUCAAAUUUCAAAAUGAGCUGAAAGCCAACCAAAGCAUGUAUAAUCCAGCCUUCGUUAGCUUACAUUUUGUCAUAAGCUAAAGAAUGGCUUGCAAACAAUUUGAGUGUCGUCGAAAUCAAGUCGAAAAACGAAACAUUGUAGAAUAUUGAAUGCAUUUCCCAGCAAACAAAGAGAUACAAAUCCCUUUUAGAAAACAUUUAAAUCUUUCUGGAACCCAUUUGAUGAGUUCCAAGAGUUCAAACAUCGCGUUUUCCCUUUUUCGAGCCUCCUGCGGCAUACUCAAAAGAACACACCCUAGAUGGGAAAUGUUGCUGAAACUAAAAUAAAGCAAAGCAAAACAAAAAAACUAGGAAUGAUAAAUACUGAACGAUGAAGAGAGACUAGUGGCGUUAGAUAUCGUUUAGCUUAGCGAAAAGGUUUGGAGAAUUUGAAGAAUGAUGAAUAAUUAAUGGCAAACGCAUAUUGUACCGCUCUGCAUGUGUUUAAGGGCUGAAAAAUGAUGUGAAAAUGCGUGCAAAUGAUGACGAAUUCUAGGGUCCACACACACAUUUGUAUCAUAACAAUUUAAAGCGCUGUAAUCUGUAAUAUUAACAAAAGAAAGAAAACAAAAACGAGAGAUUCUUAACAGUCCAAGAUUCCUGCGACGAGGAUAGUACUCACACACACAGACACACGAUACGAUAGCUUGUAUAUGUACUUUUUAAUUAUAUUAAUUAAGUAUACAUUCACCCAAAACAAGGCGAUACCAAGGAACUUUUAAAAACGAAAUGUAAUUACAAGUUCUUUGGCAAUACUACACUGGCGUUAUGUAUGCAUAUUGUGUUGUGUUCAGUUGUAGGCGAAAAGUAUAUAUUAAUAUUUAUGCAAUGCGAGAUCGAGAAGAUGCAACGAUCCCUAAUCGCGUGUAAAUUUUUUUUGUUUCUUAGUUAGCCAGCUUUCCGUUCAUUUAUUCCUCUUGUAAUUAAUUUUAAAGCCCAAUUCCUUAUUUUUUAAUCUUACCCAAUCCCAACUAUAAUCAGGGGCAAAUACCAACUGUGGUUUUCCAUUUUAAAGCAAGCUUUUAUUUAAGACAUUUUUUUAACGUUUCAACGAGCGUGACAAGUUAGCGAGUUGGCCAAAGAAACGAAUCCUACUCGUCAUUUUCUGUUUAUGAUUUAUUCGGAACGAGAAUUAAUAGUCUAUCCUUUUUGCCAUAUAAUGUAUUCGCUCUUUCUCUGUUCCCCCAUCUUCUUUCACUCACUCUCUCUCUCUUUCUUUUCCUUCUGCUUUGAGUCACCUCGUUGCCAUUCGGCGUUUCGUAAAAAUAAGCCUCAAAAUGAAAGAGAAGGCAACACAAAAAAUAUAUAACAAAAUGCGAAAAGAAAGAAAACUGAUUGAUUUGUGCUACAGAAACUAUUUUAUGUAUAAAUGCAAAAUAAUUAUAUUAAAUAUAUUGUAUA